Messenger RNA from [Torrubiella] hemipterigena, 1224 nucleotides. Lineage: Eukaryota; Fungi; Ascomycota; Sordariomycetes; Hypocreales; Clavicipitaceae. The record is from the annotation of a GenBank genome assembly.
AUGGCAAAUCGGCUGGCCAAAUGGUGGUCCAAGUCCAAAAAGAAAGAUGAUGAACCUUCCCUAGAUGACGGCACACCACCCACGUUUCCAGCUCUUCCGUCUCAACGACCUAGCAUACUCACCCCAUCUUCCUCCCAAGAAAGCCUUGCUCUGGAAGCCACAUCGUCCAGCCUUUUCUUUCAGAAACUGCCACCGGAGCUGAGGCGCCGCAUACUCGAGGACGCCUUUGGUGGGCACCGAGUCCACAUUGACCUUAUCUACGAUCACAUCCCGCAACAACAGGCGACGUCUGUCUGUGGUCACGGCAGCCUGCCUCUGGUCAGUCGUGACGUCGGCGAUACCGAUCUCCUUCAGCUCGACACAAAAUCACCAAAGAAAUGGCUCUGGAGGGGAUCCGUUUGCCACAGAGACUCACCCAAUCCUGGCCCAGAAGGCCAUCGCAUACAGCCAGCCCACGAUCAAUGCCGGUUUGGUGUUACUGGCAGCGAGACCUGCAACUCGUGGCCAGGCACGAAACCUGGAAAAUGCCAAAUCGGAGUGCUAGGGUGGCUCCAAAGCUGCCGACAAGCCUACGUUGAGGGGAUCGACGUCCUCUACUCGACUAACACGUUUCACACUGCAAGCAAACCGAUAUUACUCAACGCAUCCGACGUUUUACUAAGACAACGCCUCGAACGCAUAGCUGCCGUAGAGCUAAUAUGGGAAAUGGAGGAAGCGCCGAUCUGGAGUGGUGGGGGUGGUCAGGCAUACAAGACCAUGCGCUCCUUUUGGGACUUCUUGGAUGCAGCACCCAAGUUGUUCCCGAAUGCGAGAAGCAUGCAUAUAUCAAUCCAGUGGAAGCCACAAUAUAAAAUACAGCUACCGGUUACCAUGUCGGAAAAUUACUUUGGAUAUGCAGAAGGCGGCAUCCUGGACAGAGUAGAGACAAUGGCACGGAGACUCGGCCCGCAUGUCGAAGACUUUUCUCUUGCGAUACCCAGUUCCAUGUACCGGCCUAGGAGAGAUCGGGCACGGCGAAACGGACAAAAAGUUGAACAGGCCUGGAAAGGCGGGCAGUUGGAGCGAUAUUUUCAUCCAGUUCCUGGAGCACUACACCGUGACGGAUACUGGAUUCGACUGGGGCUACGAGAUAUUUUGAUGCCGAGAUCACAGGAGACGAUAGAUUCCAACAACGAUCCGCGCUUAUUGCAAGAAGAUUGGAUCAUGUUUGAACCUGCCGGAUAG